AUGAAAACCUUUGCCCUACUACACAAGUUGCAAGUGCACAACUUAGCGCUACAGGAGGAUGAAUACGAAGGCCUCUGUUUCUUCUCCCUAUGUGUCAGCAAUGGAAUUGUUUACGUCGGUUCAUCUAAUGGGAGGAUCUUCCUUUUUAAGAGAAGAGGGCGUUGCUUAUUCCAACCUUUUCUUUUCCACAGUGUCAUUAGGAGUCACACAUCUAGAAUAGUAACGAAGAUAUUUGCCGUGGAGCGCCUUCACCUCCUAAUUCACGGAACGGAUAAAGGGGGCAUCUACAUCCUGCGGAGUAAUAAGUUGGACAAGAGAAAAUGUUUAAGCACGGAGAGGGGAAAAAAGGAAAGGGUGCGCAAAUUGAUGAGUCAUUUUCAUAAAGGGGCCAUAACGAGUAUAAAUUGUGUAACGGAGGAGGAUCUCAGAUGCAGGCGCGGAAGGAGUGGCGGGAAUUCUGAGGGAACGUCUUUAUACGUAUUUGUGGGAGACCAGCAGGGUGUGCUCUCCUGCAUCGUUCUAAAGAAAAAAGGGUCGAGAGUAAGAAGCGAGGAGAAUAUUCUCCUUAUCGAUAAGACAAAUGGGCCCAUUAGCCACAUAGAAAUUGAGCGAGACAGAAUUUUGGUAACCUGCCAAAGGGCUAACAUCAUUAUGAAUGUAGAAGAUGUGAUUGAAAAGAAGAAGGUUAACUUGUGCACCAUUGGGAAAAAAGAAAAUAGGAGUUAUUAUCGGUCUGUAUUCUGCAACGCCAAGGGGGGGAAGGGGGGACCGUUUAUUUUGAGUUUGAGAAAAAAUGGGCGUGUGUGGUUAAGCCAUGGGGAGAGGGUGAAAAACACGCUGGUUUUUUACUACCCCUCUGUUUAUUUUUUUUACUUGUUUUUUAGGAGGGGGGUUAGCGGCGAAGUCAAUGGUAUGGAUAAUAGCUGGGUGAGUGAUGGUGUUCGCCGUGAAGAUAGCCCAAAUGAUGGUGGUGGAGCUUCCCUCCCAUUCCAUGUGUAUCAAAAGAAUCUCAUUAAAAACAUUCACUUGACAACUCUGCUAAAGAAAAUUUUAAAGAAAUUUACAAAUUUCCUCCUGCCGUUAAGACCCAAUGCGAACGUAUGCUACAAGAUAGAUAAGGAUCACUUUGUCCUGUGUGAGUUGGCAAAUCCGUUCAGCUCCUCCCCGAGUGGCUCCCCAGAUGGAUGCGUCCAUAAGUUGCUAAGGAAUGAGGAGCAGAAUAAUCUCGAUAAUUUGCGAAAAGAUUUGGAUUUGAUAAGAAGUUUCAUUGAAGAAGAGUUGGAAAAUGGAAGGCAAGUCGUAGGGAGGGGUGGAAGGGAAGACCAAGUGAGUAGGGAGAAAACAAAAUGUCUAACCUUCCUACUGAACAAUUUGGACGAUGCAGAAAAUAUUUUACGCAGAAUUAAGAGCAAGAAAAUUAUGAUGAUGAAUAUUAAGAACAUCGAAAUAGAGGAGAUAGUGGAUCUCCAUGUGGAAUCCUUUCCCUGGGGAUGCAACAACAGGCGAAAACAGAUCCAAUGGGGGGAAUCCGAUUGCACAAGUAACAAGAGUGCACAUACGUUGGACAAACAAGAAGGGAAAGGAACGCAGGGGAAGAUUUACUGUGAGGAAGAAAAUAAAAAGUUGUCCGUCCAGGAGGACAAUACCAAACAAUGCGUUUUGCCAAAAGAUAGAAAACAUAUGAACUUUAUAUCCCCAAAUGAAUCCCUCCAAAAUAAGGGAACAGAAAAUAAAACACACAGAAGAAGGAAUCCUUAUUGGAAAUAUUUGCACCCUAAUGAGAUAAUCGACUCGGUAAAGUGGAAAAAGGAAAUUUUUCUGUUAUAUUAUAAUCCAGAUUUGGAAAGUGAUUUUUACGUUGCGCAAAAUAUAAGUGAGGUUUCUUUCUCACAACAGGAUGUGAUACCAUGGAAGGGAGUCCAAGAGGUAGAAGAAGACGCCGGUGAGGGUAAAGCACAAAAGGGGACACACUUCUACCUGUGUGAAGUGUACACUGAGGAGAACUUCGAAUUGGCAAAGUAUCUCCCACGCGAAAUAGAAAAAGUAACUCAUUUGGAGAGGUACUCAUUCCACAUUCUGCUGUUCCAUGUGAGUUAUUUUUUUAAAUACCUACACGCAAAAAGGGAUUCCCUAGAUGCAAAUUUUCUUUUCCACGUGGAGAAGGAACUUGUAUCAAUAGAAGAAGCCCACUGUUUGGACGACCAAAUAAAUAAGAUGCUAUUAAAAAACAUCGAAGCCGCAAAAAGGAAUAUAAGGCAUUCAUUUUGCAUGGCCCAGAAGAUGAAAGGAACUGGGUUGGAUUUGAUCACUGAUAAUAAUUAUCUACAGGGGGUGGACUUCUUCCGCAAUAUUCAUGCUCCUGUUAACCCCACCUAUUUACAUGUCAAUAUGAAGAAGGCAAAGAAAUUGUACAGCCUUAUGAGGAGCACAGUGGUGAAGUAUAUGGCCGUGUUUUCUCAAGUUGUUACGUUUGAGGUGUUUCCAGAUACACCUUGUAAGGGGCACCUUCCGUAUGCAAACGACUUCAACGUUAUAAGUUGUGUAACACUCAUUCGAAAUACCCCCCACUUGUUGUUUCAAUUUUUGCACUACUUCCACAUUUUUGUCUACCUCGAAAUUGUUAUUACGAGUUUUAUAUACAGAGAGAAUUGCUGCUUCAGAAAAUUCCCCAUGUAUGUACCGGAGAGGAGGCUGGGGGGCGAGGAUAAUAUGCCUACCUCACCUGCACAUAUUCAUUCAGAAGUGGGAGCCACACAGAGAGGAAUAGUCAAUCGGUUAACAAGUUACGCACCGGUACAAUUAAAAGGUAUAGAUAGUAGUUCCAAUUUGUAUCCUCACCAGUUUCAGAAUAUUACGAGGAUUACGGACAUCGUUAGGCCAAAGGGAAGAGGCCCAAGUGGAAGAAUAGGAUACGAUUCUUCUGUUGAUGCCCGUGGUGGCUGCUCGAAGAAGCAACACCAUCUGUUAACAGAAAGUGGGGGAACAUACCAAGCAGAAUUUUCAUUUAAUCGGGGAAACACCUUUGAUAUUUUUGAUCGUCUCCUUCUUUUGGUGAAAGGGUGGUCCAAAAAAGUGUGUGCCAAGAGGGAGAGACUUGUAAAUGGGGUCUCUCUUCCAACGCACGAAUCCCAUCUAUCGAGGAAAGAAUUUUUCUUCGAAUGUAACUGGAAGAUAAUUCGCGAGGAGAACCUCCGAAAUGUGCCUCCACUUUUAAACACCUUGUACGCAUAUCGAAGGAGGAAAAGAAGCGUCGUGGCUAAAGUUUGUGGGGGGGGUAUGUGGGCAAGGCGGCCCUGCAGGGAAGGUAUAAGCAAGAAAAUAAGAAGAAGGAUGCCUCCUCAAAUGAAUCGCGUUACACGAUUGUGCCAAGGAGUAGGGCGAACACAGGUGUCUGCCCAUGGAAUUGAUAAAUAUUUGGAGAAAAAGGAGCUCCGGAAUAAUGGAAAAAUUUCUAGCACCCAAAUUGAAGAGGAAAAAGGAAAGUCCACCCCAAUUGGAGUUGAUCCCCCUGAUGAGCUGAUUCAACGACAGCAGAGCCAACUGCAUAAAAUAGUUAACCUAAGGAAGCUCUUAAGAAAUUAUAUGGAAAAUGCCAGUUGGAAGAAAGGCAUCAUUCUAAAGGAUCAUAUGACCAUACAAAACUUUUUAAAAUACGCAGAGAGGUUAUAUUUUUAUCGAAAAAUCACUGAAGGGGUGUACAUAGUAAACCUUAAUGAAUACCGCCACAUUUAUGAGUGUCUCUUUUUAUAUGAUUUAUUUAUAAAGUUGUUUGACACAGAAAUUGUUUUGUUUCGCUUGCACACUAAUUGUAAAGCCAAAAUGAAUUUGAACAGCAACGAAAAUCGUGCGAGGACCAUCCUUUGGAGAACAUCCUCCCGUAAGGUGGAUCACCAAGAGGGAGAGUCUAGCCAAAAUGGCAUGGUAAAAAUAGUGGGAAAUAAAGAAAUGGAAUUUUUCCAAAAAUGGAAUGAACAUAUCAUACGGAAUGACAUCCUGCUGAUGGAUAUUUUGUUCGGAUUUUACUACCACUCAGAGGGAAGCGGAAAUGAAAAUUUGAAGUCUUUCGUCAGGAAGUUUUGCAAUUUUAGAUAUCUAGCUGAGUAUAUUAGUUAUGUUAAGCGGGGAGAACCGAAGGGGAAGGUUAACCAGGCGACGAGCCGAACGUCAGACGGGGCGCCCAACGGGAUAGAGAAUGGGACAAUGAAAGGGCCAACGCAAGGGACUUCCUUCCUCUUCAGCUUCGGUGAAGGAGGGCGUAAUGCAAGCGAUGUAGACGUGCAGACCCAAUGUCGUAUAGGCAACUCCCACGGGGGGGGAAUAUCCCGGUUCCGCAUCUUUGAGAAGCGGUUAGAUAGAUCACGAACUAAAAGAGGCGAAUCCCCCGAAGAGGCAGUAUCGCGACCACAUGGCAAGACAUCUUCUGAACAAAAUUCUUACAAUUUGCUGAAGAAAGUUGAAGCGAAAAAGGAAGAGGGAAACCAUAUGAAAAAAGCGGAAAUGGAAGCAUACCGCCUCUAUGUGAAGAACUUUCUGAGGGUGUAUACCCAUCUAGAUAAGAAGAACCGAUGCACAAAACGUCAGCGGGGUGUCAGCGUAUUCCUUUUUUUUAAAAAUAUUGAUGUGCACAAUUUUUUGAAAGUCGUCUAUCUGCUGUGCAGGGAGAAAUACCACCAUCAGGUCCCCAUUUGUGCAGGGUCGGGUAGACAACCAAAUGGGGAUCUGUUCAGAAUGAAGAAACCCAUUUGGAACUCGCGCAAGGUGUGUGUGCAUAUUACUGACAUUCUACGCGGGUAUGAAGAAUCAAGUGGGUUAAAAAAGGUGAGCAGUGCCUUCCUCGCAUUUGUAAAAGAUUUGAUGGUGGAGGAAGAGAUAGAGGAGCCUCACGUGGAGAUACUUAACCAGCGGAGCAUCCAGUUGUGUCUUCAGUAUGUACGCCAUCUUAUAAAAGGAUCAAGUGUUUACAGGCAUUUGGCAAGAAGGAAAAAGAAAAUGUCCCUCCUGGUGUGUAAAAUGGCAUACCUGUUGCGCAUGCUGAAUUGGAGAAACGCGUUAUCUGCGCUUUUAGGUAUAUACAGGAGUCUCUCUUACGAAGUUCUUUUUUUCAUUCUCCUUUUGGAAAGGCAUUCUACUGAAUUGGGAAGAAGGACUCUUCAUGCCAUCCAUAGCAAUUAUUCUAGGGUGCUAAGGAAGAAUCGAAGUUACGAAGACGUAGUUAUGCAUAUGCUGCUGGACGUCGGAAGAAACAGUGGGCAAUAUUUAAGCAUCAUGAUUAUCACAAUUCUUAAUUACUUUUUUGAGAAUAUAUAUUUUUUAAAAAAUGAAUAUGUAAAUUUGGAGGAAGUUAUAAGGAAAAGGUAUUCUUCAUUAUUUUUGUGUUUCUUCAAAAAUGAAAUGUUCAAGAGGGAAUGCAUUUUUUCGGCCAAUUUGUUUAACUCGUUUCACACAAGUGACAGUUUUAUUUUUUCUGACCAUUCCUUUGUUAAGCACGUUUUUAAACGUUGCUAUAAAUAUAUGAAUUUUCAGAGCCACCAUUUUUUAACUGGGUUAAAUAAUUUGCUAUAUGAUCAUUUUUUGAAAUUGUGCCGUUUUUUUCAAGUAAAUUGUUCAUCUUUUUCUCAUGUGCAUUUCUGUUUUUUUCUGUUAAUAUCUUAUUUUUAUGUUGGAUAUUAUGCGCAUGUUUACCCCCUUUUGCGCUUUUUUUGGGAUACAUUUUCUGCCCUUUUGCCCAAGUUGAAAAUUUUAAAUUGCAAGAAGUGGGAGCCACACAGUUGUGUGAAGAAGGGGGGAGGAGGAGGAGAAGAAGAAGAAGAAUUAAAUGAAAAAGAGGCCCUUCCAACGGGCUAUAGAGAGGAUACCAAAUUUUUCACUCAAAUGAAAUUUCAGAAGGAUGUCAUCCCCUCCGAGGAAUGUCUACUACAUAGCAUUGAUUACCUCGCAAAUUUCUUUUUCGAAAUGUUAAUUAAAUUUCUGUGUGAAGUAAAUCACAAGGUGUGCAGCAAGGAGGUCGAUCUGGUCAUUCAUAAUAUAGGGAAGAACCAAGAAGUGUAUUUAAAAGCGUCUGAAAUUUUGAACAAUUUUUAUGGGUCAUGCGAGAUCGUGUGUAGUAGGUAUGGUGAAAAUGGGAUGGGCAAAACAUUUCACAAGGAUGGAACAGUUACAUGCAGAAGAAAAAAUAUCAGCGUACAAAUCUAUGACCGACGUGGUAAGGCUCACACCCUCAUAGAAAUGCUUAACUACUUUUUUGUGGUGCUCUGCUGUUUGCAGUCGAUAAAACUUAGCCUUAAAAAGGGACGCGCCAUUUCUGUUCGUACGAAUAGGCACUACAGGAAAUAUCUGCUGGCCAUAAUUUUCGGUCUGUUCGUUGGCAUGCCGGAGAGGAGGGGCGAAGGAAUGCGUUGCAGAAUGCCGAACACACGGAGCACAAAUAGCACCACGCAUGGGAGUCGCGAUUUCCAAUUGGAUCGUUUCACACAGAAGGAACGCUCUCUAAGUGUCCUCACCUGCGUGCUCUGCAUAACUCACUUCAUCAGUUAUUUCAAACACGUCAAAGGAGAGGUGAUCAGAAAAUUCAUCUUCAUGCUUGAUUACUUUUUGGCGAACCAAGACUCCCCGAACUUCGAGCAACAAUACUGGGGAUACACACCCCAGAAGAAUAUACACCAAAUUUACAGAACGAUCAUAACAAACUUGCCCACGAGGGUGUUACCUGUUAAGUGA
This is a messenger RNA of Plasmodium knowlesi strain H, 6717 nucleotides long. Its product is annotated as conserved Plasmodium protein, unknown function. Gene Ontology annotation, molecular function: protein binding. Bases 1 to 6717 code for a protein of 2238 amino acids. The record is from RefSeq and is a predicted model, not a curated record. Lineage: Eukaryota; Apicomplexa; Aconoidasida; Haemosporida; Plasmodiidae. The transcript has 2 exons.